Messenger RNA from Odontomachus brunneus, 763 nucleotides. RefSeq names its product ADP-ribosylation factor-like protein 3. The record is from RefSeq and is a predicted model, not a curated record. The transcript has 5 exons. Gene Ontology annotation, cellular component: cytoplasm; microtubule cytoskeleton. Gene Ontology annotation, molecular function: GTPase activity; GTP binding. Lineage: Eukaryota; Metazoa; Arthropoda; Insecta; Hymenoptera; Formicidae. Bases 113 to 655 code for a protein of 180 amino acids. Gene Ontology annotation, biological process: cilium assembly.
UUGGAUACCAGGAAAACAACACAACAUUUUGAUAUAACGGCACCGAAGUCGUCGACGUAUUGCAGUAAAUCGUUACUGCGUCUCCGCUCCGGUACCUGAAAUUCCAACUAAAAUGGGUCUGCUCGCUAUUUUACGGAAAUUGCGAUCGAAUCCCGAUAAAGAGCUGCGUUUGUUGCUGUUGGGCCUGGAUAAUGCCGGAAAGACGACAAUUUUGAAGUCGCUGGCGAGCGAAGAUAUCACGCAGGUCACCCCAACGCAAGGUUUCAACAUAAAGAGCGUCCAAAGCGAAGGCUUCAAAUUGAAUGUAUGGGACAUCGGAGGGGCACGAAAGAUUCGACCUUAUUGGCGAAAUUAUUUCGAGAACACGGAUGUGCUGAUUUACGUCGUUGACAGCGCGGAUAUCAAAAGACUCGAAGAAACGGGACAAGAGCUGUCGGAACUCCUGCUCGAGGAAAAAUUACGAGGAGUGCCGUUGUUAGUGUACGCGAAUAAGCAGGAUCUGGGACACGCUGUGACGGCGGCUGAGAUAGCGGAGGGACUUGGUUUGCACAACAUCAAGGAUCGUGAUUGGCAAAUACAAUCUUGCAUCGCCAUCGAGGGCAAGGGUGUAAAGGAGGGUUUGGAGUGGGCAUGUAAGAACAUCAAGAGGAAAUAAUGAGCGCACUAUGGUGGUCGAGAAACACAAUCGACGUUUACCUCACAUUUAGGAUGCACGGAAGGAGCAGACUUACACUGUCCGUUGUACAUUUCACAUGAAUUUUAU